Solea senegalensis (Senegalese sole) is the source of this 2645-nucleotide messenger RNA. Its product is annotated as guanine nucleotide-binding protein G(q) subunit alpha-like. The record is from RefSeq and is a predicted model, not a curated record. The transcript is spliced from 8 exons. Gene Ontology annotation, biological process: adenylate cyclase-modulating G protein-coupled receptor signaling pathway; action potential; phospholipase C-activating dopamine receptor signaling pathway. Gene Ontology annotation, cellular component: heterotrimeric G-protein complex. Lineage: Eukaryota; Metazoa; Chordata; Actinopteri; Pleuronectiformes; Soleidae. Gene Ontology annotation, molecular function: GTPase activator activity; G-protein beta/gamma-subunit complex binding; G protein-coupled receptor binding. Bases 338 to 1417 code for a protein of 359 amino acids.
AAGCCCACACGGUUUCCCAGCAGAGCACAGCCCUCUGUCACAUGGUCCACACUCACUCACUGGAGCUUUUCACCAGGACACAAGAGGGAGGACAGGAGGACGCACGGCAGGAGCUGCACGCCGAGACGAACAUUUUACAGAGAGGAUACACUGUCGUACAAGAGGCCGCUUCGUUCUCCUGGGGAAAUGCGUUUUUUGGUAUCAUUUUGUUGCAGCACCAUGUAAAACUCCGCCAUAUUCAACCCAACACCACGACACUAGCAGCAGCAGCAGCACCACCACCACCACGCCCGGAGCUCAGCCACCAGAGGUGAAGAAGCGUUAUUAUCCAGGAGGAAUGAUCCUGAGCUCAGUGGGAGCCUGCUGCCUCAGCCCGGAGGCCAAAGAGGCUCGCAGGAUCAACGACGAGAUAGAGAGGAGGCUCCGCCGGGACAAGAAGGACGCCCGCCGGGAAUUCAAACUCCUGUUGCUCGGAACUGGUGAAAGUGGGAAGAGCACAUUCAUUAAGCAGAUGAGGAUCAUCCAUGGACGUGGAUACUCUGAGGAGGACAGGAGAAGCUUCACCAGGCUGGUCUUUCAGAACAUCUUCACAGCCAUGCAGGCCAUGAUCCAGGCCAUGACUGCACUGAAAAUCCCCUACAAGUAUGAACACAACAAGGCCAACGCCAAUAUUGUCAGCGGGGUUGAUGUGGAGAAGGUGACGACGUUGACAAAUCCCUUCGUGGACGCCAUCAAGAGCCUGUGGAGUGACCCGGGGAUUCAGGAAUGUUACAAUCGGAAGAGGGAAUACCAGCUCUCGGACUCGGCCAAAUACUAUCUAAAUGACUUGGUCCGAAUUGCUGAUGCUGCUUAUCUGCCAACCCAGCAGGACAUCCUGAGAGUCAGGGUGCCCACAACAGGUAUCAUAGAAUACCCAUUUGACCUGGAGAACGUGGUGUUCAGGAUGGUGGAUGUGGGGGGCCAGCGUUCAGAGAGGAGGAAGUGGAUUCACUGUUUCGAGAAAGUCACAUCUAUCAUGUUCCUUGUGGCACUCAGCGAGUACGAUCAGGCUCUCAUCGAGUCUGACAACGAGAAUCGGAUGGAGGAGAGCAUGGCCUUGUUCCAGACGAUCAUCACCUACAAGUGGUUCAAAGACUCCUCCAUCAUCUUGUUUCUCAACAAGAUUGAUUUACUGGAGGAGAAAAUCAUGCAUUCACAUUUGGCUGACUACUUCCCCGAAUAUGACGGUCCAAAGCAGAAUAUCAAAGCAGGAAAGGAAUUCAUCUUGAAUAUGUUCGUCACUCUCAAUCCCAGCGAGAAAAAAAUCAUAUACUCCCACUUCACCUGUGCCACAGACACAGACAACAUUCGAUUUGUCUUCCGAGCGGUGAAAGACCACAUCUUGCAUGAAAACCUAGAAGUGUACAACUUGGUUUAAAAUGGUGGGGCUCAUACAAACUGGCAUUGAGGAAGUAAGUAAGUAAGGAAGAAAGGAAGGCUCUGCAGUGACUCAGUUUGCCUCACACUGUUCCUGAACACCAUCAUCCCAAACAGGAAAUCGAGAAGCUGUAGAGCUUGUCGCCAAAUGAUUGUACUACUGAUGUCUUUCAGAUUUUCCUGUUUGCAUUCUUUUGAAAAUGGAUGUCUCCAGCCAUAUUGAAGUGUGUCCUGACUUUUAGUGCCUCCUUAGUGAAGAGUCUGUUCUAGCACAUGCUCUGAAAUUUAUGGAGCUCUUUGUGAACAUUGUGGAGCAGUAACGAUACAAAUCCACAGUGAUGGAUUUAGAGGGGAAACAAGUAUUUCAGUGGCCUCUGACAACUCUAAGGACUAGUAAUGCACUUGGUCUCUGCUUCAGGGAAUCACCUCACAUUAUUAACCCACGUUUGGUCAUAGACUUUUCUUUUUUUUUCAAGUUACAAAUACUCUAAAUGCUGUCUGCAUUUUGACUUAAUGAGUCCAACACUAAUGACAAUUUAUUUUAUCAGAGACAUUGAUUUGCACACUGUUUGUAGCAUUGGUUGUAGCAUUAGCAUCACAGCGUUAGCUGAUCUCCAGUAUGUGUGAACCUCACUGAGUUGAUCAUUUCAACAACCUCGAGUCAAGUGUCAGUGUUAAACCACUUUUUGCGAGUGCAGCAUUGUUUUUUUUAAAAAAGUAUAAUUUAACACAUUUCAAAGGGACGUUUUCAUUCUUCUCUUUUUUUUAGUCUCGUAUCAAAGCUACAGAAUGAAGUGUUUUGAGUUCAGGGACCAUUUGUUGAGGUUUUCAAUAGUUUUUCUUUCUUUUGACAUUAUUUACUAAAAGGGCUUUAGAUCUUGUUCCACUGUUUAUAUGAAUGCAUAGUGUAAAUAUUUCAUGGUACAUCAUUUUUUAUAGUCCCUCACUCCCCGUUUUUUUUUUUGGAAGUCAGUAUUUUGAAAUGCUUAGUGCAGGAGAGAGAACUCGUGUUUGGCAUUAAACCUUCCUGACAUGAAUUUACAUACAUACAUUUGGAGAAGGUAUGAACGGCAUUAACAAAGCAUCAAAGUGUAUCCACGGCAGGUUUAUAUGAGCAUUCUCUUAUUGUUAAAAAAAUAAUUAGUCAAAAUUUGCACAUUCUCUCUGUCACUGAGGUAUUUUAGUGUGUGUUUUUGUAAUCUGGAUAAAUAAACACAUUUUGCUGCUCA